Molecule: messenger RNA, 2682 nt
Organism: Lotus japonicus
Lineage: Eukaryota; Viridiplantae; Streptophyta; Magnoliopsida; Fabales; Fabaceae
Product: protein FAR1-RELATED SEQUENCE 11-like
Exons: 4
Coding region: 254-2512 (752 amino acids)
Biological process (GO): regulation of DNA-templated transcription
Molecular function (GO): zinc ion binding
Source: RefSeq, a predicted model, not a curated record
AUGAGGAAACAUGAUGCGCUGGAUAAGAGUGUGCAUCCAGACGGUGCACGAUAAGAUUUGGUUCCCUGUAAAUGCUUAUCGUUCUCCAUGGGAUGCGCUUUACUCCCUCCCCGCCACUUCCAUCUUCAUUUCUUCAUCUUCUCAAAAUUCAAUUUCGCAGUUCGAUUUUGAUCAUUGAGCUAACCUUACUGCACCCCACGAUCCAACCUGGUUACUUCUCAAACCAAUUCUGCUUUUUUACUUACAUAACACAAUGUCAGAAGGACUGCUGGAAUCAUCUGAAAAUGGAACAGAUUUGUCCCAGGAUGACAUUGGCACUGUUGAGGAAACACCGGAGGAUACAAUUUUGUCUAGACAAACUUCUGUCAAUCUUGUUCCUUUUAUUGGUCAAAGAUUUGUCUCUCAAGAAGCUGCUUAUGAAUUUUACUGCAGUUUUGCUAAACAAUGUGGCUUUUCUAUUAGACGACACCGCACUCGAGGGAAAGAUGGGGUUGGCCGGGGAGUUACAAGGAGGGAUUUUACUUGCCAUCGAGGUGGAUUUCCCCAGUCUAAACCUUCUGAUGAAGGGAAGAUACAAAGGAACCGCAAAUCGGCUCGCUGUGGUUGCCAAGCAUAUAUGCGUAUUGUGAGAAGGGCAGAUUUUGAUGUCCCUGAAUGGCGUGUUACUGGUUUUAGGAACAUCCACAAUCAUGAGUUGUUAAAAUCCAAUGAGUUGCGUCUGCUCCCUGCAUACUGUCCAAUAUCUCCUGAUGACAAGGGUCGGAUAUGCAUGUUUGCUAAAGCUGGAAUGUCGGUAAGACAAAUGUUAAGACUAAUGGAGCUAGAGAAGGGUAUCAAACUUGGUUGUCUUCCAUUUACAGAGGUAGAUGUGAGAAACUUGUUGCAGUCUUUCAGAAAUGUGGAUAGAGAUAAUGAUGCUAUUGAUCUGAUUACUAUGUGCAAGAGAUUAAAAGAUGAAAAUCACAACUUCAGGUAUGAAUUCAAAAUAGACAAUAAUAACAGGCUUGAGAAUAUUGCAUGGUCCUACGCCUCAUCCAUUCAGUCAUAUGAGUCAUUUGGAGAUGCUGUGGUUUUUGAUACAACCUACCGAGUGGAGGCUUAUGACAUGCUGUUGGGAAUUUGGCUUGGAGUGGACAACAAUGGAAUGAUAUGUUCCUUUAGUUGUGCACUUUUACGGGAUGAAAAUAUGCAAUCUUUUACAUGGGCUCUAAAGGCUUUCUUGGACUUCAUGAAAGGAAAGGCUCCACAAACAAUAUUAACUGAUCACAACACAUGGCUGAAAGAAGCUAUUGCUACUGAAAUGCCUGAAACUAAGCAUGGCUUUUGUAUAUGGCAUAUUCUUUCUAGGUUCUCAGACUGGUUUUCUUUACUUCUUGGAUCACAAUAUGAUGAGUGGAAAGCUGAGUUCCAUCGGCUCUACAAUUUGGAACUGGUGGAAGAUUUUGAAGAAGGCUGGAGACAAAUGGUAGAGAAAUAUGGACUCCAUGCAAAUAAACAUAUUAUUAGCCUAUAUUCAUUAAGGACAUUUUGGGCUUUACCAUUCUUGAGGCGAUACUUCUUUGCAGGAUUGACCAGCACAUGUCAGUCUGAGUCCAUCAAUGCUUUCAUCCAACGGUUCUUGAGUGCCCAAUCUCAACCAGAUCGCUUUUUAGAGCAAGUGGCUGAUAUUGUUGAUUUUAAUGACCGGACCGGAGCAAAGCAAAAGAUGCAACGGAAACUUCAGAAAGUUUGCCUCAAAACAGGUUCACCUAUUGAAUCCCAUGCUGCCACUGUACUAACUCCCUAUGCCCUGAGUAAACUCCAGGAUGAGCUAGUUUUGGCACCACAAUAUGCUUCCUUUCUGGUUGAUGAAGGUUGUUUCCAGGUCAGGCACCACGCUCACACAGAUGGAGGGUGCAAAGUAUUUUGGGUUCCUUGUGAAGAGCACAUCAGCUGCAGCUGCCAUCUGUUUGAGUUUACAGGCAUCUUAUGCAGACACGUGCUACGCGUCAUGUCAACUAAUAACUGUUUUCACAUCCCGGAUCAGUAUUUGCCUUCGCGUUGGCGAAGCACCGGUUUGUCGCCUACUAACCCCUUUCGGGGUACAAAUAGCAGGGAUCAGCCUGAUAAGAUACAAUUUUUGGAGUCCAUGGUUUCAACACUUCUAAUGGAAUCCAUUGAGACCGAAGAGCGCCUCGACGUGGCUUGUGAGCAGGUUCCGAUGGUGCUAUCACAGAUCAAAACCCUUCCCAGGUCAGCGCAUGCGGUGAAUGAUAUCACAUACUGUUAUCCAUCAGAUUCAUUGAUCCUGCCUGAGGUUGAAGACACUGAUGAAAUGAUUCAUGGUUUUGCAAUUGAAAAUCCACAUGAUUCUAUGGCUUUAGGGAAGCUAAAGGAGAGAAGGGCAAGAGAUGGAGUUGAUCUCAGUAGGAAGCGUAGGCAGUUCUCAGCACCAUUGUACGGACAUGAUGCAUCUGAUUGCUCUAUAAUGGCUAGUGAUAAUAUAAGUGAAGAUGCAUUAGGGUAUAUGUAGAGUGAAUGGAAGAAGUUGCAAAGUAAAUGCAUUUUUUUGGGUACAUAGUAAAUGCAUUUUUAGGCAAGUUGUAUCACUUUUGUGAACUAAUAUUAUGGUAUUUUAAAAAAUGGGGGUCAAAAUGUGACAUUCUAAAAAGUUGGUACUAGAGCCAAAUAUUAUUCAUUUCA